This is a messenger RNA of Strongylus vulgaris, 459 nucleotides long. The record is from the annotation of a GenBank genome assembly. NCBI's taxonomy places the organism in Eukaryota, Metazoa, Nematoda, Chromadorea, Rhabditida, Strongylidae.
AUGGCCAAGAUAUGCAAUACAAUAGUAUGGUGCUCUCAAUCCUUACUUUAUACUGAGGCGACAACAACAUCUGUACGAAAUGUUUUUUGCGGGGUCGCCGGUUUCCUGGGUGAUCUCGGCUCAGUGGCGGCACCGUACCUCAAAAGACUGGAGGCUAUACACAAAUCAGCGCCUGCCCUAGCGAUAGUGGUAAUGUCGCUGAUAUCGGCUGGGAUUGUUCUUAUUAUGCCGGAAACAAAAGACAAGAAAUUGCCUGAAGAUCUGGACGACUUUGAUCCAGGACCAUUGUUGCGUUGGAUGAAGAAAAAGAAGGACGAAAAAGUGGAAGAGGUGCAACAUUCAAUUGAAUUCAUAAUUUUAAUUGAUAUUAAUCUUAAUGUUAAAAGGUCGCCCAUGUUGGGAACAGAGCCAUCCAAACCAGCGUUUACUGAAGAAAAGACAGCUGAGUUCGAAGCUUAA